Messenger RNA from Racocetra persica, 937 nucleotides. Lineage: Eukaryota; Fungi; Glomeromycota; Glomeromycetes; Diversisporales; Gigasporaceae. The record is from the annotation of a GenBank genome assembly.
UAACAAAAACCCAGUUACACGCGUUACAUUUCAUCCAAUAUUUUCCGUAUUAGCAUCUGCAUCUGAAGAUACUACUAUAAAAAUUUGGGAUUAUGAGACUGGUGAAUUUGAACGUACUCUCAAAGGUCAUACUAAAUCAGUUCAAGAUAUAGCUUUUGAUCCGAAAGGCAACUUUUUAGUUUCCUGCUCUGCGGAUUUGACAAUAAAAGUUUGGGAUUUGCAGAACGAUUAUAAAUGUGUUAAGACUUUAUAUGGACAUGAUCAUAGUGUUUCUUCGGUUGCAUUCUUACCAUCUGGUGAUAUUAUUGUAUCUGCUUCUCGUGAUAAGACCAUUAAAUUGUGGGAAAUGUCAUCAGGGUAUUGUACUAAGACUUAUAGUGGUCAUUUGGAAUGGGUACGAAUGGUCUCACCAAGUGAGGAUGGAAAAUGGAUUACUACCAGUUCAAAUGACCAGACUUCGCGUCUUUGGGAUGUAACCACCGGAGAGUGCAAAAUGGAAUUUAGAGGUCAUGAUCAUGUUGUAGAAUGUUCAAUUUUUGCUCCUGCUGCUGCAAUUCCCUAUAUACGAGAAAUGAUAGGGCUAGUUGUUGAUCCGAAAGCUAAUUCCAAAGAUCAAAUACUUCCCGGUCAUUAUAUUGUGACAGGAUCAAGGGAUAAAACGAUCAAAGUGUGGGAUUCGACAGGCCAAUGUGUGAAGACAUUGGUCGGUCAUGAUAAUUGGGUGCGUGGUUUAAUUUUUCAUCCCAGCGGCAAAUAUCUUCUCAGCGCAUCUGAUGACAAGACCUUGAAGAUAUGGGAUAUGAGAACUGGUCGAUGCACGAAGACUUUGGAAGCUCAUGCUCAUUUUGUUACGUGUAUUGCAUUUAAUAAAACAAAUCCUGUUGUGGCUACAGGGUCUGUGGAUCAGACGGUGAAAAUUUGGGCACCAUUCAGGUGA